CUAAGUGACAGCAGGGAAAGGGGACCUUGGGACAUAUAGCGACGCAGUCUUUUCGGGAUGCCAUGGCGGAGAUGGCGGCUGGAUCGUCUUUUGGCGUGGCGGAGAUUGAGGCGGCUGUUGUGACCUCAACAGCGGCGGCGCCUUCUGCUCCGGCGCCCCUUCCCACCUGCGUCGAGCUGCCUUCUUUUGAGACUGCGCGAGCACUGGCGGAGAACCGCUACUCUUGUCUUGUGGUGGUGUCGCAUCGGAGGCAUAUCGCGCUCCCGCCGCGCUUCCUGAAUCGCAAACGGACCGGGAUUUGCGCGCAGUUAGAUGCUGAACUGCGCCGUUACUCAGAUAGUUUUCAAGGUGUUCCUGUGGCUUAUGAUGAUAUUAAAAUAACUAAAGAACUGGGUGAUAUAAUUGAUGACAUUGGGGCCAUCCAUCUGGAUAUAGAAGCUACUUUUGUUGUUUUUCAGCCUAAACCAGGGAAAAAACUUGUGGGUAUAAUUAAUAAAGUGGCACCUAGCCAUAUUGGCUGUCUGGUUCAUGAAUGUUUCAAUGCUUCUAUACCCAAACCAGAUCACAUAUCAACAGAAGAUUGGAAAAACUUUGGUUUUCAAAUAGGUAAUAGGUUGGUAUUUAAGGUGCUGCAUUUUGAUUCAGACGCUGCUGGAGUUUUCUGCAUCCGAGGAAAGCUGUGUAAAAACAGUCUUGGAGAAGAGAUGCUGAAGGAAAAGUGCAAGAAAAAAUAUGAAAAACAUUGUGAUGUACAUAAUGGCUCAGAGGAGAUGGAAGUUGAUAUAUCAAGUGUUGGGAUAGAAGACAGAGAAAUGCAUAAUGGUGAUGAUGAAGAUGAUAAUAAUAUAUUUGAUAAGCCCGAAAGAGAGAAUGGGCAAGAUGGAGCAGAGGUGGGAAUGCAUGCCAGUGACUCAAGUGGUUACCAUAGUGAUCAUGGUAAAUCUAAGAAAAAGAAAAGAAAACUUUUUGAGGAGGAAAAUGGACUCCCUGGUUUGUCAAAAGCUAAAGCUAAAAAGAAGAGAAAAGAGUGAGAAAGUCUGAAUAAUACCAAUGUGCCUUACCUGUAUUUGGAACUCUUCUAUCAGUAAUAUUUUGACAUUUUUAUUGCAUUUUAGCAUCUCUAAUUGAUGUCUGAAAAUUCCAUUGUAGAUGCUGGACUUCAGUAAUGCCUAAAAAUAAUAAAUAAUAUGAGAAAAGACA
Messenger RNA from Crotalus tigris (Tiger rattlesnake), 1200 nucleotides. It is a transcript of the gene POLR1F, whose product is annotated as RNA polymerase I subunit F. Gene Ontology annotation, cellular component: RNA polymerase I complex. Lineage: Eukaryota; Metazoa; Chordata; Lepidosauria; Squamata; Viperidae. The record is from RefSeq and is a predicted model, not a curated record. The coding region runs from base 63 to 1031 and encodes 322 amino acids. Gene Ontology annotation, biological process: DNA-templated transcription; DNA-templated transcription initiation. The transcript is spliced from 4 exons.